Molecule: messenger RNA, 2932 nt
Organism: Branchiostoma floridae (Florida lancelet)
Lineage: Eukaryota; Metazoa; Chordata; Leptocardii; Amphioxiformes; Branchiostomatidae
Exons: 4
Coding region: 71-1528 (485 amino acids)
Source: RefSeq, a predicted model, not a curated record
GUAGGCAAAAAGCUGCUGGAGGGCGGGCUGAACCCUCCUCGCCCACCAGUUGCGCGCGGGAAACGCAAACAUGCCGACCAGUUGUUGUGCGCUGAAUUGUACUAACCGGAAGGAUAAAGGCAGUAGAAAGAAGUUUUUUAGAAUCCCUGCGGAACCAGGACGAAGGGCUGCAUGGCUUAGAGCCUUAAAAAGGUCAGAUUUUGAGCAGGGAAAGAAAAACCCGACCGCGGCGUGGACACCACGAGGCCACGAGAGAGUGUGCAGCGACCAUUUCAUCUCAGGGAACCCUUCUAAAGACCCUGCAGAUCCAGAUUACGUCCCAAGCUUGUUUAACCUCCCAACCUCAGCAAGUUGCAAUCGUUCAAGAAACCCAGUUGCCAAGAAAGAUCGGUAUAUGCGUGCAGCAAAAAGGCUGCGGGUGUCAUCAGAGAAUGAAGCCCCACCUACAUCACUAAAUGAUGAAGAAAUGAUCGCUGACCCUCCUCCUGAAAGUGUAGAGACUCUGAGAGACCCCCUUCCUGAAAGUGUAGAGACUCUGAGAGAACAGCUCACAAAAGUACAAGAGGAGAAAUGUAAGUUGGAACAGUUUUGCGAGUCCCUUCAAAGUGAAGCUGACAACCUUAGGGAAGAACGUGAUCACCUUCAAGAACAAAUCAAGAAAUCAUCAACAUCAGCCUCCAAUCUCACAGAUGCAAAAUGCAAGCUCUUCACUGGAAUACCUACUGUUGCACUGUUUAUGUUUGUGUUUAGACUUGUUAGUGAUUUCAUUGCUCCUCUAAAGUCCAUGUGUCAGCAGGAUCAAAUACUCAUGACUCUCAUGAAGUUGAGACUAGGCCUCAAAAAUGCUGAUCUAGCUUUGAGAUUUAGUGUUUCUGCCUCCACAGUUUCAAAAGUCAUAAACCGUUGUAUUCCAAUCUUAGCUGUCCGACUAAAGUUCCUGAUUCAUUGGCCGUCCAAGGAAACCGUAAAGCGCAAUCUUCCCAAAAAAUUUCGGAAAAAAAAAUACUCAAACUGUAGAGUCAUCAUUGAUUGCUCAGAGAUUUUCACUGAGAGGCCAUACAAUUUAAAGACCCGAGCAAAGACCUGGAGUAACUACAAACACCAUCAUACGUUCAAAUUUCUGGUAGGUAUUACACCUUAUGGAGCAGUGUCAUUUCUGUCCAGUUCCUGGGGUGGAAGAAUUUCUGAUAAAGACAUUACGCUAAAAAGUCGUUUCUAUAACAAAGUGGAAUAUGGUGAUAUGAUUAUGGUAGAUCGGGGAUUCACCAUUUCUGAGGAACUUGCCCUGAAAGGAGCAACACUAGUUAUGCCACCAUUUACCACAGGAAGGACACAACUCCCGGGGCGUAUCGUCCAAGAUGCCAGACAGAUAUCAGCUCUAAGAAUUCAUGUAGAACGUGCAAUUGAAAGAAUCAAGAACUUCCAAAUUCUCAGCCAAAUCUGUCCAUUAACAUUUGCCCCUCUACUCAGUGACAGUGUUGUUAUCUGUGCGGCUCUUACAAACUUACUUCCAAAGCUAAUCAAGUAAUUUUUAAUGGCAAUGUUGUCUGCACGAGCUGGCCUUUUCUGUAUAUCAAAAUACUGAGAUUGAAGGUAAAAUGUUAAAGGGACACAAAACAAAUUUUUGGGAAGCCCACUACAAUAUAAUAAGUAUACCACAAAGUACAAUUCUUACUUGUUUUACAUUAGUUUUUUAAAACAUGACAUAAAACUGUAAAAUGCCUUCUAUUGUUAUACUAGUAUUUUUAGUAUUUCAAACUGUCCAGUAGGAUUUAGCAUUGACAACUGGGACAGAACCAAUGGCCCCUUGGUUUUCUCUUGAUGCCAACACAUUUGUAAUGGAACCAUUCUGACUCACAUUCAUUGUUAUCACACUUUACCAUCCUACCAUAUGCUGGUUUCUGACAAGAACAGUAACGUUUGUUUGGGUCAUCAUCUUCCUGGAAAGUCACAUCUACUCCAGAGUCUCCACACUGUAACUUGUGGGUCAGUAUCUCAGGGAUAAGACUGGACUUUACAAACUGGACACAUGUAGACAACAUUACAUUUAACAGUGACUGGUCCCUUGGAACAUUUACUACAACCAUGCCUGCAUUAGUCCACACUACAAAAUCACAUGUUGAGACACCGGUAACCAGCAUAUGUGUCUGGACUUGGGUGUAAUAUCUGUGCCCUGUCUUUAGCUUACAAUCCUUAUCUAAACAGUAGUUGGCAUCUGAUAGACACAGAUCUGCAGCAGGAUAGAUGUCCCUGUACUUGUAUGGGCACUUGAUCUCAAUCACAGUUCUUCCAUGGCAUGAACACUGUCUCAUCCCAUCAGGAGAUGCACCUAUAUAUACAACAGUAAUGUUCAAAUUAGUGGCAAAGUUUCUGAUAUUUCAAACAUGAACAUAAUGUACUUACUUUUGAUACUUGCCAAAUGCUGCAAAUGGCACAUAUUCACUUGGUACGAAUACAGUGCAAUUGUUAAAACAAGUACAUGUAUUUCAUUGUUACAUCAACAAAAUCAUAAGUCAAUUAGACAUUGUGUAGUUGGUACUCAAUUACAUGUACUAUACUUCAUAAGUUUGAAGUAAGAGCCAAAAUUAGCUAUACCUAUGAAGGGAAAAUCCUUGUAGAGAAUGAGCCCCACUUCCUCCAAUUUCACAUCCUUGCAGAUGCACAAGGUAGCUUCCAGGUACUGUUGCCUUGCCUUCUCCUCCUGUUUCAUCCCCCAUUGUAUAGCUGGAACCUGAAAGUGAAAUUCCCUAUUUAGAAUUUCUGACAUAGAAAGCACAAAUGAAUUACAUCUCUAAUAUGACACUAUCUCGCAUUGACUGAACAUUUAGACUGUCACACUUUGCAGAAAUAUUUAGACUCCUGGUAUUGUUUAAAUCCAAAUAAAGAUCAGAGCUACACUUGCUCUGGGAUUAUUAUGGUACAUGUUCCAAUA